Messenger RNA from Musa acuminata AAA Group (dessert banana), 3462 nucleotides. RefSeq lists its product as uncharacterized. The coding region runs from base 1 to 3462 and encodes 1153 amino acids. The transcript is spliced from 3 exons. The record is from RefSeq and is a predicted model, not a curated record. NCBI's taxonomy places the organism in Eukaryota, Viridiplantae, Streptophyta, Magnoliopsida, Zingiberales, Musaceae. Gene Ontology annotation, biological process: DNA integration. Gene Ontology annotation, molecular function: nucleic acid binding; RNA-DNA hybrid ribonuclease activity.
AUGCUCCUCGGGCUCAACCAGAGGGAGGACGAGCCCCUUUCUCACUUUGUGAACCGCUUCACCACACAAAUCCGCGGCCUAUCUGAUGCUCACCCUUCUUUAAUGAUGCAGGCAUUCAUGAUGGGCCUGCGCCCUACCCGGUUCUUUUGGUCUCUAGUGGAGCGACCCCCUACUUCGGUACCCGAAAUGUUGCAGCGUGCGAACCAGUACAUCGCUGCCGAGGCGUGGAUGGUCGGCAAGCGUGACGAGCGCAAAAGGGUCAAGCCCGAGCAGUCCCAACAGCAACAGCCCGCCACCUCCCGGCGCAGGGCCGGUGGCCUCAACGAUGCGGUGCCUGGGUCCCCUCUCCCGGGCCUGAACUCCUCUCGGACCGAGAUAUUUCUCCAUAUUAAGGAGAAAGGCCUUCUCAAAGAACCCUAUCCGAUGAGGAGUCCGCGCGAGCUCGCGGACCGCUCCAAAUACUGCCGUUUCCACCGACAGCCCGGUCACGACACCGAGGAGUGUCGGGAAUUAAAAAGGCAAAUUGAGGAGCUCAUCCGCCGAGGACACCUCGGUUCGUACCUCCAACCAGACAAGGAGCUCUCGCCACGCCCGGAGGGCCCCAUCGAGCGAAACAUAGAUGUCAUAACCGGCGGGCCGGCGUCCGGAGGGAAUUCCGCGGCGGGUGGAAGGGCAUACGCCAGGGCCUCCCGGGCUGAGGGCUCCAAACCCGAAAAGGGUCCCGAGGUCACCUUCCCGACCGAGGGAUCUGAACUAGCCGAGCAUGAUGACGCACUGGUGAUAUCGGCCAGAAUCGCCAACGCACAAGUAAGGAGAAUCAUGGUCGACACUGGAAGCUCGGCCGAUAUACUUUAUUGGGACGCCUUCCAAAAGCUCGGCCUGAUCAGGAUGGCACCCGAAGAUCAAAAACAUACAGCCUUCCUCACCGAGCAAGGAAUAUACUUUUACAGAGUUAUGCCGUUCGGGUUAAAAAACGCCGGGGCAACCUACCAGAGGACGGUGAACAAGAUGUUCGCCCACCAGAUCGGACGAAACAUGGAGGUAUAUGUCGACGACAUGAUCGUAAAGAGCCGAACGGCGGAGGCUCAUCCCUCCGACCUGGCGGAGACAUUCGACACUCUGCGGAGGUUCGGCCUGCGCCUCAACCCCACCAAGUGCGCCUUCGGUGUGACCUCGGGAAAAUUCCUCGGAUUCAUCGUACACGAAAGAGGGAUUGACGCCAACCCGGAAAAGAUACAGGCCCUCAUCGACAUGCGGCCUCCACGGACGAUCAGAGACCUGCAGCGCCUCAACGGGAGGCUAGUCGCUUUAUCGCGCUUCCUCUCCCGAUCAGGAGAUCGAUGCCACUCUUUUUUCCGGGCCCUGAAGGAUCCGAAGAACUUCCAAUGGACGGCGGAAUGCGAGACGGCCUUCGAGCAGAUGAAGCUACACCUGGCCAGCCUCCCUCGACUCGCUUCGGUCUCCCCAGGGGAGAAGCUGAGUCUCUACCUUGCCGUCUCUCGGCACUCGGUCAGCUCGGUUCUAGUCAAAGAAAUUUCCGGCGACCAACUACCGGUCUACUACGUCAGCCACAUGCUGAGCGGGCCAGAGGAACGCUACCCGCCAAUCGAAAAGUUGGCGCUGGCGCUCGUCCUGUCGGCGCGGAAACUCCGCCCCUACUUCCAGGCCCACCCAAUAGAGGUAAUAACCGAUCAGCCGCUUCGGCUUAUCCUGUCCAAAUUCGAUGUUGCAGGGCGUCUCCUCAAAUGGGCAGUGGAGCUCGGCGAGCACGACAUACAAUACAUACCUCGGACCGCCAUCAAAGCCCAAGCCGUGGCAGACUUCAUUGCGGAGCUGACGCCGAAUGCCGGCGAAGAACUCGAGCCACUGCGCGAUACCUGGACCCUCCACGUAGAUGGCUCGGCCAACGUGAAUGGCGCCGGCGCGGGUCUGGUUCUGACGACACCUGACGGCCGCUCGAUCGAGCGCUCCUUCCGCUUCGGGUUCAAAGCCACCAACAACGAGGCAGAAUACGAGGCUCUCCUGGCGGGGCUCCAGUUGGCACUGGAAAUGCAGGUGACCGACAUACGCGUCAUCACCGACUCGCAGCUGGUGGCUAGGCAGCUCGAUGGCGAGUACGAGGCCCGGGACCCGACUAUGGCAAAAUACCUAGCGCAGGUAAGAAGCCUGGCCGCCAAGUUUGCCCAUUUUGAACUGUCGAAUGUUCCCAGGAGCGAGAACCAGCGAGCCGACACCCUGGCUAAACUGGCGUCCGGCCCGUCCCCCUGGGCUCGACCCGAGACCGAAGAACUCCCCCGCCGAGCCAUAGAGGUCGUCGCUACCGUCGCUCACGGCGCGCCGGCAACUUGGGUACAGGAGAUCUUACGCUUCAAGCAGGACGGGACCCUGCCCGACGAUACUGCUACAGCUCGGCGCUUGCGUCGAACGCAGGCGUGGUACACCGAGGAAGGAGGACGGCUGUACAAACGGUCUUUCUCGCGCCCUCUGUUGCGCUGCCUAGAGCCGAGCGAAGCCAGGACGGUUCUGUCCGACAUGCACGAAGGGGCUUGCGGGGAACACAUAGGCGAGCGAGCCCUGGCGCACAAGGUACUCCGACAGGGGUACUACUGGCCGACCAUGCGCCAGGACGCAAAAGCUCUCGUGCGGCGAUGCAGCUCGUGCCAGGAGCAUGCCCGUACCACCCGACGACCGGCGGUCCUAUGGGUCGAAGCCGAGCCCCUAGCGACCAUCACGGAGUCGCAAGUGAAAAGGUUCGUAUGGAGAAACCUCAUAACCCGUUUCGGCCUGCCCCAGUCCAUCGUCGCCGACAAUGGACCGCAGUUCGCCGGCAGGAAAUUCCAAGAGUUUUGCGCCAAGCACAAAAUUCAACUGAGGUUCAGCUCGGUGGCUUACCCCCAGGCGAAUGGGCUAGCUGAAGUAACCAACCGGGCCAUCGUCGACGGACUCAAGAGAAGGGUAUCCGCUACCCGAUCGGCUUGGAUCGACGAGCUCCCGAGCGUCCUGUGGGCGCUUCGCACUACCCCCAAGACCCCGACCGGGGAGUCUCCCUAUAGCCUCACGUUCGGGACCGAGGCCGUGUUACCACCCGAGUUAGCCGUCCCGACUCCGCGGACGGCAGACUACAGCGAAGAAGCCUCGGGCGAAGGGCUGCGAUCAAACCUGGACCUGCUCGAGGAAAGACGGGCCGACGCACACCAGAAAGCCCUUUCUUACAAAAGAGCCGUAGCGAGGGUCUACAACCGGAACGUGCGACCCCGGUCGAUAAAAUUAGAGGACUUGGUCCUGCGCAAAGUCGAGGUCAGCCACCCCACCCAAGUAAGGGGGAAACUGGCCCCAAAGUGGGAGGGACCCUAUCGGGUCAUCGGAGUAUCCCGACCGGGGACAUUCAGGCUCGCCACAAUGGAUGGCGACCCCGUGCCCCGGACUUGGAACAUACAGAACCUUAGGAAAUAUUUCGUCUGA